UGGCCGCGCUGUCGGCGGACGGAGGAGGCGCCUGUGUUCCUCUGCGGGGCAGCUCAGCAUGAUGGAUCAAGCCAGAUCAGCAUUUUCCAAUUUGUUCGGUGGAGAACCAUUGUCAUAUACCCGGUUUAGUCUGGCCCGGCAAGUAGAUGGCGAUAACAGUCGUGUGGAGAUGAAGUUGGCUAUGGAAGAAGAGGAGAAUCCUGACCCCAGCGUGAAAACCACCGUCACAAAACCGAAAAGGCGCACUGGGACACUGUGCUGUGCGGUCAUCGCGCUACUCAUUUUUUUCAUAGUUGGGUUCAUGAUUGGCUACUUGGGCAAUUGCAAACGCGCAGAACAGAAAGCUGAGUGUGGCAGCUCGACGGAAACAGAGGUGCUAGAGUCAGAAGAUGCAGAGCCAGCCGAGGAGUUGCCAGUGAUACCACCUCAGCUGUAUUGGGAAGACCUUAAGACACUGUUGUCCAAGAAACUGGAUAGCACGGAGUUCACCAACACCAUCAGGAAACUGAAUGAAAAUUCUUAUAUCCCUCGUGAUGCUGGAUCUCAGAAUGAUGAAAACCUUGCCUAUUUUAUUGAAAAUCAGUUUCAUGACUUUAAACUUAACAAAGUCUGGCGUGAUGAACAUUUUGUGAAGAUUCAGGUCAAAGACAGUAUGCAAAACUCAGUGACCCUCCAGAAUAAGAACAAUGAGGCACCCUACCUGGUGGAGAAUCCUGUGGGUUAUGUGGCAUACAGUAAGGCUACCACAGUUACGGGCAAGCUAAUCCAUGCUAAUUUUGGCACCAAAGAAGACUUUGAGAAUUUGAAGUCUCCUGUGAAUGGAUCCUUAGUGAUUGUAAGAGCAGGGAAAAUUACUUUUGCUGAAAAGGUUGCAAAUGCUGAACGCUUAAAUGCAGUUGGUGUCUUGAUAUACAUGGAUCAGGCGAGAUUUCCCAUUGUGAAGGCAGACCUUCCACUCUUUGGACAUGCUCACCUGGGAACCGGUGACCCUUACACACCUGGCUUUCCUUCUUUCAACCACACUCAGUUUCCCCCGUCUCAGUCAUCAGGAUUGCCUAAUAUCCCAGUCCAAACGAUUUCCAGAGAGGCUGCAGAGAAACUGUUUGGAAAUAUGGAAGGAAACUGUCCUUCAGAGUGGCAAAUAGAUGCUUCCUGUAAGCUGCAGUUAUCCCAGGAUAAGACUGUGAAGCUCAGUGUCAACAAUGUGCUGAAAGAGAUUCGAAUUCUCAACAUCUUUGGAGUCAUUAAAGGCUUUGAGGAACCAGAUCGCUAUAUUGUAGUAGGGGCCCAAAGAGACUCCUGGGGACCAGGAGCAGCAAAGGCCAGUGUAGGAACGGCUCUCCUAUUGGAACUGGCCCGGAUAUUCUCGGAUAUGGUCUUAAAAGGUGGAUUUAAACCCAGUAGAAGCAUCAUCUUUGCCAGCUGGAGUGCUGGAGACUUCGGAGCUGUUGGUGCCACGGAAUGGCUAGAGGGAUACCUUGCGUCUUUGCAUUUAAAGGCUUUCGCUUACAUUAACCUGGAUAAAGUUGUCCUUGGCACCAGAAACUUCAAGGUUUCUGCCAGUCCACUGUUGUAUACACUUAUUGAGAAAACAAUGCAAGAUGUGAAGCAUCCACUUACUGGACAGUAUCUUUAUCAGGAUAGCAACUGGAUCAGCAAAGUUGAGAAAUUUUCUUUGGAUGAUGCUGCUUUCCCUUUCCUUGCUUAUUCUGGAAUCCCAUCGGUUUCUUUCUGGUUUUGUGAGGACACAGAUUAUCCUUUCCUGGGUACCACCAUGGAUACCUACGAUAUACUGAUUGGGAAGGUCCCUCAGCUGGACAAGAUGGUUCGCACAGCAGCAGAGGUAGCCGGUCACUUCAUUAUUAAACUCACCCACGACAUUGAGUUGAACCUAGAUUAUGAGAUGUACAACAACAAAAUCCUCUCAUUUCUGAGGGAACUGAACCAAUACAGAGCGGAUAUCAAGGAGCUGGGCCUGAGCUUCCAGUGGCUGUAUUCUGCUCGUGGAGACUUUUUCCGUGCUACUACUAGGCUAACGACGGAUUUCAAAAAUGCAGAAAAAACCAACAGAUUUACCAUCAGGGAAAUCAAUGACCGUAUCAUGAAAGUGGAAUAUCACUUCCUGUCACCCUAUGUGUCUCCAAGGGACUCUCCUUUCCGACAUAUCUUCUAUGGCUCUGGCUCUCACACCCUGUCGGCUCUGCUGGAGAACCUGAGCCUGCGUCAUCAAAAUAACGGUGCUUUUAAUGAAACACUGUUGAGAAACCAGUUGGGUCUAGCUACUUGGACCAUUCAGGGAGCUGCAAAUGCCCUCUCUGGCGACAUCUGGGACAUUGACAAUGAGUUUUAAAUGUGAUACUCGUAAUUUACGUUAGGAACAGCAGGGUAAUCUGGUGAGCUAAAUUUUUAGUAGGGCUACAAAACUUAAUGUUAAAAAUCCACCCGAGUAUCUUUACUACUAGAUGUCUUUAGGCAGCAACUUUUUUAAUACAGGGUAGGUACCUGCACUUCAAGUUAAACUGAAUAACCACUUAAAAAUGUCCUCGAUAGAAGAUUUUCUCCGAUUAUCUAUAGAAUUUUAAGUGCUUUAUAAUGGUCACUGCCUCUUUCCUGUUGCAGUUACAGAAAUGUCAGAACCAGUUACAAAAACUAUUGCUCUAAAUCCUAAGGACAUGAGCUGGUAUCUUUUGAGGUAGGAGCUGAAGUGACUGCAUGAGAUGAUCCUCUGUUGUAGGAUCAUAUUCCCCCGCGAGAUAUAUGUCUUUCCAUAAGGAUUAGCUGGUUUCCACAUCCCUGUAUGAAACAGUUAACUUUCAGAAGAGUCGGGACUUGUUUUCUUGCAGGGAGAUCUGAAGUGGAGGUGCCUGAGCUGGAUAAAAUGAGGUUCAACUGUUCAUUGCAGGAGUGAGGCCUUCAUGUGUUCACCUCAAUAUUAUUUAUGACAAAGGAGACCAGAAGCCAAAGACUUAAUGGGUUUUCUUUUCCUCCGUCCCCUGCUCCCGUGAGUCUGUUUGGUUAUUUGUUAUUUUUGUUUUUUUGUUUUUUUUUUUUUUCUUCCAAAGUAUUUUGAAAGAGAACCAGUUUUAGGUGUUCCGACUCAGUUUGUCAGACUUUAAAGAACACACUGCCAGAUUUUGGCCAAAGUGUCUAUAUUUUGGGAAAGCUUUCUAUCAUUUUGGCACUGAGAUAUUUAUUGUUUAUUUAUCAGUGACAGAGUUCACUAUAAAUGGUGUUUUUUUUAUAGAAGAUAAUUAUCGGAAGCAGUGCCUUCCAUAAUUAUGACAGUUAUACUGUCGUUUUUUUUGAAUAAAAGCAGCAUCUGCUAAUAAAACCCAAUAGAUACUGGAAGUUUUGCAUUUAUGAACAACACUAGAGGGUUUUAGAAAACAGCCUCAAGCUUCCCCCCUGCCAAAAUAAAUAAAUAAAUAAAUAAAGCUAAGGAUUGGAAAAUAAUUAGGGAUAGCCAGUCAAGGUAGACUUGUAUUUAGCUGACCAGCUAAACACGAUAGUUCUCCUAAAUGUCAUAAACUAUGACCGGGUUCUAAACAUAUGUCACCUGAAGGCUGUGGGCAGUACUCAUACCCAUGACUUAACAGCUCAACUUCUCCAGGCUUGCAAAAUUUCCAGUACCUUUGUCAGAAUCCUAACUCACAUUAUCGGGGGCAGUGUCUUCCAUAAUGUAUAAAGAACAAGGUAGUUUUUGCCUACCACAGUGUCUAUAUCGGAGACAGUGAUCUCCAUAUGUUACACUAAGGGUGUACGUGAUUAUCGGGAACAGUGUUUCCCAUAAUUUUCUUCAUGCAAUGACGUCUUCAAAGCUUGAAGAUCGUUAGUAUCUAACAUGUAUUCCCAACCCCCUGUAAUUGUCUUUUAGUUGUAGUAGUCAUUAAGCAUUUGGUGGGUGAAUUCACUUGCUAUAAAAUUAUUACUUUUUUUUAAACUUGAUGUGGGUGUUGUCCUGUUUGUGGCUUCUCCUAAGUCUUCUGUUUAGCAGGAUAGUAGCAUACAUUUAUAAUGUUUGCUGUUGACAAAUGAAUUUAACUUUGUCCCAGUAUUUGCAUGUUAACUCCUGUAGACCUAGUUCAGACAAGUUUAAAUCCAGAAUUGACCUUUUGGCUUAAACUGGGAGCAACUUCUGCAGGAGAUGUGGUGGAGGAAGUAAAGGUUACAGGAGGCAAAGCUGAUAAAGGGGUCUUUGUUCAUGUCUACCUACCUACCUACCUAUUGAUAUGUUGAGUGGAAAUUAGGUGUAGACAUGAAAGUAAGUUGGAGGCAAUGUGAGCAAAGACCAGCCAUCACCAUAAACCUAGAAUCCUUGGAAUCACUUAGGGGUUUAGUGGCACUGACCUUAACCUAAGCUACAAUAGACUUAGGUUAUUGAGAACCUCAAUGAAUCAUUUUUUUAAUUGUCACAAUGUUUUAUCAGUAAAUAAAUAAAAUAGCCAUAGCUGGGGUUCCAGGUUUGGACAUCAUCUAUCCAUGCUUGAAGGUAAGCUCAUUGACUUCAUGAAGUUAUGUGAACACAGGGCCUAUAUUUGACAGAAGUAAAUCUUCCAAAAACCUUCUGUGUGCUUAGACCUAUUUCCAGUCAAGUAAACCAGUGACAAGAGACUGUUUUUUAAGGAACUAUAUAUAUAUAUCUGACUAGUGACAACUUGUAGUCAGUUUUUCUUCUGGUUAAAGAUAACUUUGCAUUUUAAAGAUAAAGGCCAAGUUGAGUGAGUUUCAUCAUGAUUCACUGUUCUAGAACUUGCAUGACAUUUUACUGUGUUUAUUUGAAUGUUCUUCAAAUGUUAGACUUGCCAUCCUACUGUUGAGCUGUAUCUUUGUGAACAAGUGAUAUGCCCUUAUACAAACCAGUAUGCAACAACUUGGAGACUCCUUAUCUGAUUUAAUAAAAUGCUAGAACACUGA
Molecule: messenger RNA, 4914 nt
Organism: Ochotona curzoniae (black-lipped pika)
Lineage: Eukaryota; Metazoa; Chordata; Mammalia; Lagomorpha; Ochotonidae
Gene: TFRC
Product: transferrin receptor
Exons: 19
Coding region: 59-2350 (763 amino acids)
Biological process (GO): transferrin transport; intracellular iron ion homeostasis
Cellular component (GO): external side of plasma membrane
Molecular function (GO): transferrin receptor activity
Source: RefSeq, a predicted model, not a curated record